This is a messenger RNA of Guillardia theta CCMP2712, 942 nucleotides long. RefSeq lists its product as hypothetical. The record is from RefSeq and is a predicted model, not a curated record. The coding region runs from base 1 to 942 and encodes 313 amino acids. Lineage: Eukaryota; Cryptophyceae; Pyrenomonadales; Geminigeraceae. The transcript is spliced from 6 exons.
AUGCCGCUUCCCCUUAGUGCCCAGCAGACUGGAGACGUUCAGACUAUCUACUACCCUGGCAUGCCAGUCCAGCAGUUCGAUCCCUCCAUCUACUCCACUCAGAUUCCUUUUGGUCUUUCUGCAACAGACAUGGGAGUGCAGCAGCAGUUCGCAUUUUUGCCAGGCGCUGUGCAGGUUCAGCCAUCGCAGGUCGGCGUCAGCGCCGCCGUCCCGACGCAAACGGUGCCCAUGCAGUACAUCUCCUAUGAUCUUGGUGCAAAUCAAGCUGUUAUGAAUGCGGGUAUGGGAUUUUCUGGCCUGAGUAUGCCACCAGCUAUGCCUGGUUCAUUCAACUCAGAUCUUGGAGUAAGAGCCAACCCGGAAGAGAAGCUUCGUGAAGCCAUGAGGACCAUACAGGAUCUCUCAGACAAACUCCAAGAAAAAACCUCUUUUGCCAACAACGCGAAGAAUGUUGUGAUGCAGCUCAACAGACAGCUCAGCAAGUACAGGGGCGAGUGCACGAAGCUCGAUGCGGCUUGCCAGCAGUACAAGAAAGAGCUCGAUUCCAACCUCACUCGUCAGAACAUGGUUGAUGAGCUCGGCAAAGCUUACACUGAGGUCAACGAGAAAUGUGCGAAGUUGGAGAUGAGCUGCCAAUUGUACGAACGUCAAAAUCAGGAGUUGAAAGAGAGAAUCCGCUUGUUUGAGGGGCAGGAUAAAGUCAUUUCUUCACUCGGAGAACAAGUUGAUGAAUAUCGCAACAAAUGCGCUCAGCUUGAGGACAGUUGUAUGCGAUUCCAAGUGGAGAGCGAGGAGAGCCAGGUCCUCAAACAAGUUAUCGCGGAUGGCAAGGCUCAAAUCGAUAUGCUUGUCGAACGUAUCCGUACCCUCGAGAUGGAGAAUCAAAGAAGCGCAAUUCAGUUGGAACGUGCUAUGCAAACGCAAAAGAUUCCUUUGAACUGA